Messenger RNA from Gymnodraco acuticeps, 930 nucleotides. Its product is annotated as odorant receptor 131-2-like. Gene Ontology annotation, biological process: G protein-coupled receptor signaling pathway. NCBI's taxonomy places the organism in Eukaryota, Metazoa, Chordata, Actinopteri, Perciformes, Bathydraconidae. The transcript has a single exon. The record is from RefSeq and is a predicted model, not a curated record. Gene Ontology annotation, cellular component: membrane. Gene Ontology annotation, molecular function: G protein-coupled receptor activity. The coding region runs from base 1 to 930 and encodes 309 amino acids.
AUGCAUAAUCUGACUGAAUUAACAGGCAAUGCAACGUCACACACAAGCCACUCUGUGAUCAUCAAGGUGUGUGUGGUCAUCCCUUUCUUCUGCGUCUUCCUCUCUUGCAUUGUUGUCAUGCUGUGCAUCUUUGCAACUAACAGGCACUUCCUGGACACCUCCCGUUAUAUCCUGUUUGCCUACAUGCUGAUUAACGACACUCUCCAGCUCUUGUCCUCUGUGAUCCUUUUCCUUUUGGUCAUGUGUCUGGUAACAUUUCCUACUGUCUACUGUGUUCCUCUGCUGUUACUUUCCACUUCCACAUUCAUGAACACAACUUUAAUCCUGGCCACUAUGUCACUGGAGCGUUAUGUGGCGAUCAUCUACCCACUGCAGCGCCCAGCAGCCUGGCGCUCUGACCGUAUCUGGAUCAUAAUUCUGUCCAUUUGGUUUCUCAGCUUUAUUUUCCCUAUGAUUGAAUACUCUAUUGGGGAAAGAGAUCCUGCUGUGGAUAUCCUCUCCACACCUGUGCUCUGCAAACCCAUUUAUAUCAACUCAUCUCCAAUCCAGGCAUUGUUCCAAGCUGCUGUUAAUAUUCUCUUCUUUGUAGUAGUAUCUGUUGUUAUCCUCUUUACAUACAUAACAAUCCUGCUGAAAACAAGAAAGAUGAGACAGGAUAAGGUUUCUGCCAGCAAAGCCAAGCACACUGUGCUGCUGCACGGCUUUCAGCUGCUCCUGUGCAUGUUGGCCUUCACUCUUCCCAUCACUGAAAGUAUCAUGGCGCCACAUGUCAGCUGGCCACGAGAGGAUAUCGCCUUUUUUAUUUAUUUCUGUUUCAUCCUUAUACCACGCUUUCUCAGCCCACUAAUCUACGGCUUUAGAGAUCAGACGCUCAGGGACUGCUUUGGGAAAACCUUUCUCUGCUGCUCAAACAAAGCCAACCCAGUGUAA